Contarinia nasturtii (swede midge) is the source of this 2322-nucleotide messenger RNA. Its product is annotated as myosin heavy chain 95F-like. Gene Ontology annotation, cellular component: cytoplasm; myosin complex; vesicle. The coding region runs from base 1 to 2322 and encodes 773 amino acids. The record is from RefSeq and is a predicted model, not a curated record. Gene Ontology annotation, molecular function: actin filament binding; ATP binding; microfilament motor activity. Lineage: Eukaryota; Metazoa; Arthropoda; Insecta; Diptera; Cecidomyiidae. Gene Ontology annotation, biological process: actin filament organization; vesicle transport along actin filament. The transcript has 12 exons.
AUGUCUUCUGAAUCCGAUGAAGAUUUUGACGACAGUUGUGAAAUAUCUAGAAACGGUGAUAUUCAUCAUGCUGUAUUACAAAAUAUGAAGAUGCGUUUUAUGAAAAACAAAAUCUAUACAUUUUCGGGGAAACUUUUAAUUGCGAUUAAUCCUUUGCAACCGUUGCCUUUGUACUCCAAUGAAGUGAUAGAAUCGUACAAAGCCAAAACAAAUCAUAUGCUACAACCACAUAUAUUCUGUGUUGCAACUGAAGCGUUAUGUGCGUUAAAACAAAGAAAACAGUCACAAUGCAUUGUAGUCACUGGCUUAUCUGGAUCGGGUAAAAGUGUGACAGCGAACCAUUUAACUGAAUUUUUAUACGAGAACGAAGGAAAAAUGACAGCACAUAUUGGAAUAAUGUUGGAUGCAUUUGGUAACUGCACAACCCCACAGAAUGACAACAGUUCUCGUUUUGUAAAAUUACUACAGUUCGAGUAUAGCCCUGAAUAUAAAGUUCUCAAAUUGAAUAUAUCAUAUCAGCUUUUUGAGAAGACACGAUUAUGCAUGAACGACAACACAAUUGGAGACAAUUUUAAUAUAUUCUAUAUGCUUCUAAAUGCACCAAUGGAUUUGAAAUCGAAAUUUAAUAUUGCGAGCGAAAAAUUUGCAAUUUUACCACCAAAAGGCAUGAGAAAUUCUUUGAAAUAUAGCUUUAAUGAGUUAGAAACUGCAUUGAAUGGAUUGGGGUCUGACAUAUCAGAAAUGCGAGAGUCAAUUUAUGCCAUACUUGCUGCUAUCCUACAUUUGGGGAACGUAAAAUUCAAGACUGACCAUCUAGGGUUUGCUCAAAUCAAUGAUGGUUCUCACAGUGCAUUGGAAAGUGCUGCUAAUUUAUUGGCAAUAGAUGAAAAACAUUUGAAAUGCGUACUAUUAGAACGAAAAAUGGUUGUGGGAGCCGAUACAGUUUCAGUACGUUUCAAUGAAACUUUGGCAGUAAGCACGAGAGAUUCAACGGCGAAACUUAUUUAUUGCGAAUUAUUUCGGUUUUUAAUUGAUAAGAUCAAUGGAGCGACAUCAGAACUUCAGCAAUAUAUAGCUAUUCUGGACAUACCAGGAUUCGAAUGUUUUGAGAUGGGACAAAAUUCGUUCGAACAAAUAUGCAUCAACUUUGUCAACGAAAAGAUUCGAAAUUUUUCCACCAAUCGUUUGAUCAAAGCAGAACUGGACUGGUACAAGAGUGAAAAUUUGGAUAUUCCUCAAAUCGAUUUUUUGGACAAUCAAAAUAUCAUUGACUUGUUGGAAGAUAAAACAGAAGGAAUUUUUUCUUUAUUGGAAGAUGAAAGCAAGAAACGAGUACCAUCCUCAAUAAAUUUUAUGAAAAUGAUUGCCAGUACUUGCAUUAAAAAAUCAUCGUUUACUUUACCCAAACUUAAAAAAUCACCGGUGGAACCUCAAUGCUUUGUUAUUCAUCACUUUUCUCAGGAUGUUUUCUAUUCCUCGGAAAAUUUUGUUGAAAAGAAUACUGAAUCAGUCUCGACAGAUGUUCAUAAAAUUGUUGAAGCGUGUUUAGAAGGUUUUGGCAUUAAAGAAAUUCAAAAAAUUAACCGUUUAAAAUCAACCACAGCCAUUAUGAAAAAAGAUCUAUCAAUACUAAUUGACACAUUGAAGACAAAUGACUCUCAUUUUAUACAUUGUGUGAAACCGAAUAAUGACAAGUUACCCAAUAAGUUUGAAGAUGGCAUGGUCUCAACACAACUUAACACAGUUGGAGUAGCACCGAUUGUGAAUUUAAUGCGUUAUGGCAAUGAAAACUUUGUGAACAUGUUUAAAGAGAUGAAUACCGAUGAAACAAAACAAAUUGCACAAGAAAUUAGCGAUAAAUUUUAUAUGCGACAACGAAAUUCAUUCUGGAUAAAGAUUCGAGUUUUGGGUAUAAUGUUAGUUGGUUUGAAGAAAAAGAGGAAUAUAAAUAGUUACCCCGAAAUACCGUACAGCGAAGAGGUUGUGGCAGAAAAUGUACAAGAAAUCAAGGUCAAAGAAGAAGAAAUUAUGGAUCGUCAAUGCACUGAAAAUUUGAUUGAAAGCACGAAAAUGCAAAAAAUAAAACGUAUAAGAACUACAAUUACAGAAAAACGACCAACUCAUUCAUCUCGCUAUGAUGCCAUCGAUCACGAGAUAGCCAAAGAUCAUACUCGUCAGCGGUGGUUAUUUCACGGAAAUGUUGUCUUGACCAAAUCUCAAAAGGAAAGAACUCUGAUACGUGCCAAUGUUGACGAAAGUGACUGUUAUCGACUGUUAUAUUCGGUUAUACGCGGUUAUAUUUCAAUGCAAUGGUUACUUUAA